Molecule: messenger RNA, 360 nt
Organism: Sphenostylis stenocarpa
Lineage: Eukaryota; Viridiplantae; Streptophyta; Magnoliopsida; Fabales; Fabaceae
Source: the annotation of a GenBank genome assembly
AUGAUGACACAGACGAAUGCUGUGAAUUCAGCUCCAACGAGAGAGGAGGAGGUGAAUCGAUUCAGGGAGUUACGAGAGAUCUUUGACAAAUUCUUCAAGUGGUUGUUUGGUUUUAUAGCAUUCAAGACCACACCAAUGGGAGAAGCUUUAUUCAUGGCACACCCCAAUGUGAUGAUGGUUAUGGUUUUCAUGAUUGUGCUCUACUUCUUACUCUGGCUGCUGGGAACAAUGCUUCCACAGCGUAGUGGCAUCUUUCUAAUAAUCCUAGUCUGCAUCAUGGUGGUGAUUGCAAGUGUUUCUUCAGUUUUGGUUCUAACCGUUAUAUCUACACUCCUUGCUUGGCUCAGUGUCAUGCCUUAG